AUGAGUUUGGCUUUCGCUGGUUCCAUUGGUAUGACUUUAGUCAUAUUAGCAUGUGCAUUGCCAGAGUUAAAUUCUUGGUGGCCAUUCAUAGUAGUGAUAUUUUACCUGCUGGCACCAUUACCGACCAUGCUGAUGAAACGGUUCAAUGAUUACUCAGGAUCCGGUAAUGCCAAUAUGGAUUUAGCUGUUUUUAUUACAAUGGGUAUAGUGGUGUCUUCAUUUGCAUUGCCUAUAAUAAUGGCCAGAGUUAAUGCAAUUGCAUGGACAGCCUGUAAUUUUACAUUGUGUGGGAACAUAGUUGUUUAUUUGACAUUUAUAGGGUUUUUCUUAACUUUAUAUCAAGAAGAUACUGAUUAUAGUUUAUGGUAA
Messenger RNA from Macrosiphum euphorbiae (potato aphid), 369 nucleotides. Lineage: Eukaryota; Metazoa; Arthropoda; Insecta; Hemiptera; Aphididae. The record is from the annotation of a GenBank genome assembly.